GCUUUGCAGGAAACUCAUUCGCUUUUCCUUAUCCUUUCUUUCGCCAACAUUGCCAUCCCUUUUGCUAAUGUUGCUUUCUGGAUUUUAUUUUCUUGCCAAAUUGGCGCUUGUUCAAUUAUAUCCCGCUUACGUAUGCUACAAAGCCAUAAAGGUCGAUGAUCAACGACAAUUUAGACCAUUGCUCAUGUACUGGGUAGUGGCUACUUCAUUCCUCGUGGUCGAAUAUUUUGCCAACAUGUUCCUGUUCUGGGUCCCUUUUUACACAUUGAUCAAGCUGGUAGUAUUAUUCUAUCUUAUUUUACCGCAAACAAAGGGAACGAUGGUCUUUUAUGUGGAGAUUCUGGAUCCGUUUUUAACCCGACAUGAAGACCGAAUUGACGGGACGCUGAUUGAAAUACAAGCGAAAAUUAAGCGCACAGUGAUCAUGUAUAGUAAACGAGGAUUCAGAGCGCUUCGCAGCAUCUUGUACGAUGUCAUCCUAGGCAAGUCUGAAAACGAGGAAACCAAUGCUGCUACAGUAGCCGAUACAGCACCGUCGGUACAAGCCAAUGCAAACGAUUACCUUAGCACCAUUAAUCCCUACAGUAUAUUUGCGACAUUGAUCUCUAGAAGUGCACAACAACUGCAAUCGCAGUCAACAGCUGAUCCGUCAGCAAGUCCGUCAACUAACGAGCCAGCUGGACUGGUUACUGCAGGAAAACGACGGAUGUCCUCACCCGAAGAUCCGAAGGUCGAGCGUGUUGACAGCUAUGAUUCGUUGGCCUCCUUUGUAACCUCUCGACGUGCUAAAGGUUCCAGCGCUUCGUCAACUCCUACCGCCACAGAUGCAAACGCUGCCACAUGGAGCGGCUAUUUCGCUAGUUGGAUAUGGAAAAAGGAUGAGAAAGAGGAAUAAUAAAGCCAUGCCUAAUGACUGCUUAUUGGAAAGACCUGAUAUUGUAUCAGUGAUGAAACACCAAAACUGGUUCAAAACUCCCCGAGAAUUU
Molecule: messenger RNA, 986 nt
Organism: Radiomyces spectabilis
Lineage: Eukaryota; Fungi; Mucoromycota; Mucoromycetes; Mucorales; Radiomycetaceae
Product: TB2/DP1, HVA22 family-domain-containing protein
Exons: 4
Coding region: 68-895 (275 amino acids)
Source: RefSeq, a predicted model, not a curated record